UUUUUUUUAUCAACAAAUAAAUAAGAAAAAGGAAAAUAUGAAUAAAGAAAACAAAAAAAAGACAACAGAAUCAGGCAAAGAUCAAUAUCAAGGUGUGUAUUACAUGUCACUGUGUACAGUGUGUGUGCUUGAGACGGAGUGGGGGUGUCAUCAAAUUAGGGCAAGAUUAAAAAAAAAAAAAAAAAUAGAUAAGUAAAAGAAUGAUGGCUAAAAAGAUGUUUGUUUUUAUCGUUUAGCUCCGCCCCUUCACCUCAUGACGUAAUGACGCAUCUGACGCGCCUGCGUUAGUCAGAGACACGCCCCUUCUUCUUGCAAGCCAUGUGGUUGUCGUUGAUAAAUAAACUCCUCUGCUAAAUUUUUUAAUUCCCUCUAUACUACAUAUAUACUAUAAAAGCGCUGACGUUUCUGCACGGCAGUGGAGGAGCAGCCAAGAGAUGUCGUUGGGCGUCGUGAACCUGCAGGCUCAGGUGGAGUCUGUGCUCGGAGCUCUGGUGAAAGCUGCCACGGUGGAGUUAACCAAACUGUUCGAGAGCAGAUACCGAGCCUCGGUGCUGGACGUGGGCGUGGGCCGCACGGAGGACAAACGGCGAAACGAGACACUUGAUAGUUUGUCCAGCAGAGACUCGACGCGCAGCAUCGGAGUGCAAGUGGACGACAUUUAUCCGCCGUUUGAGCUCUCUGGCCCCUCCAUCCUCUCAGAUGGUGAUUGUUUGAGGGAGUGCAGCGUGGAGGUGGUGGAGGGGUGUCUCAUUCCAUCAGAGAUCCUCCUGACUGAAGAUAAUGGCCAGGUUGACCCCGAGUGGUCGCCUCUGAAGGAACGGGUUGUGGCAGAGACUGUAGAAAUGGUGGAGCUGAGCGGGUUCGAAGCAGAGUCUCCAACUGAUAGUGAUCCUCAAACAGAAGUCGUUUUGCAUGUCUCUGCAGAGACAUGGACGGAGACAUUAAGACACAGGUCUACGCAAAGCUCUCCAGCUAAACAGAAGCCUCUCGUGAUCCAACCAGAUACACGUGAUGUCAUUUCUGGUGAGAAGGUAAAGUUUGUGUGCCCGUUGAUCCUCAAGCUGGAGUCUCCAGCCCUGAAACCCGACGGCUCAGAGAAGCCUGUUCAAACCGAGCCUCAGCAAGUCUGCGUCAGCACCGCCAAGGGCACUGCCUACAGUCCGUCCUCAUCUGAUGGAGCUGUGACUCCUGCUCAGGUCGGCGUUUGGGAACGGAUCCACACGCCAAAGGAUACGAAGAACAACCUCCACAUGAAACUGAAACUGACUUCUCCGGACAAAAAGCAGACGCGUCCCUGCGCGGUACAACUGGUGGACGUGCUUAAGGUGCCCAAGUGGGAGAAGAAGCUUCAGGACGCCAUCGCCAAAUGUCAUGAUGCUAACCACAAAACUGGCUGGCCUCUGCCCAAAGACCUCCGCCGCCACCAAGGUCUUCACACAGGCCAUCGCCUCUGCUGCUUCACCCCCUGUGAAAACGGCGUGUGGCGGCUUCAGAAGGUGGUCUCCCACUCCCGCGACGGAUACCCCUGCAGCAUCUGCAGGAAGACGUUCAAGCGGAGGAAGAUUCUCCGGCGGCACGAGCGCUUUCACACCGGAGAGAAACCGUACUCGUGCUCGACGUGCUCCAAGACGUUCGCACUGAGGAAGAGCCUCCGUCGCCACGUGAGGUUCCACACAGGGCUGAGGCCGCACAACUGCACGCAUUGCGGCAAAAGUUUCCGUCUGCGGGAAAAUCUGAAAUCACACCUGAGGUUUCACAGCGGGGAGAAGCCGUUCAACUGCGCCACUUGCGGCAAGACGUUCAGGAUCGUAAAGAAUCUGGAGAGACAUAAACUGAGCCAGUGUGGAUUCUUUGUUCCUUCAUUCAGGACAAUUGCUGGAUUGUAGCAGUGGAACAACAGCUGGUUGUGGGGGUUGCACCGCUUUCUACCUCAGACUGAAAACACUGUACCGCUUUUGUAGUCAUGUCAUGUAACGUUUAUAUACGUAAAGUUAGAGCUAUGAGAGAAACAGAAACCAUGAUCCAGAAAGUUUAUAUUUUAAUGAUCAGUAAGAAGGGGGACAGAGUCAUGGGGGCUUUUUUAGAAACUUAUACGAUGGUUUUGUCUUAUUUUUCUUUGUUUCUUAUUCCUCACCAUGUUUUUGCCUCUUGUGAUUAUGGACCAAUAGUGGGACUGGAACAGUGUGCAAGAGUUGUACAAAUACUUGACACUUUUUUUACAUUAGACCUUCUGAGAAACACAUGAUCAGUCUGCAAAGAGAAUCCCCUCCACCGAGCAACGUUAACCAGGUUUAUGGUUUAUUACCCGGCUUUGUUGAUUUUGAUUGGCCAAUUACGGCAUUCCAUGGUCUGUUAUUUCUUUAUAGCAGACCGCUGCUAUGGACGCAGUUCUGAUCUCGGACUCUGGAGGACCAUUUUUGUCUCAAAUGGAUUUCUUAAAGGUACAGUAUGUACUGUGUAGAAGAUUUAGUGGCAUCUAGUGGUGAGGU
Messenger RNA from Sebastes umbrosus (honeycomb rockfish), 2489 nucleotides. RefSeq lists its product as uncharacterized. The record is from RefSeq and is a predicted model, not a curated record. Bases 435 to 1886 code for a protein of 483 amino acids. Gene Ontology annotation, molecular function: RNA polymerase II cis-regulatory region sequence-specific DNA binding; DNA-binding transcription factor activity, RNA polymerase II-specific. The transcript has 4 exons. Lineage: Eukaryota; Metazoa; Chordata; Actinopteri; Perciformes; Sebastidae. Gene Ontology annotation, biological process: regulation of transcription by RNA polymerase II.